Pleurotus ostreatus (oyster mushroom) is the source of this 522-nucleotide messenger RNA. RefSeq lists its product as uncharacterized. The record is from RefSeq and is a predicted model, not a curated record. The transcript has 4 exons. The coding region runs from base 1 to 522 and encodes 173 amino acids. NCBI's taxonomy places the organism in Eukaryota, Fungi, Basidiomycota, Agaricomycetes, Agaricales, Pleurotaceae.
AUGAGUUAUACAAGAAGAAGUCGCUGGUCCUUCUCCAUCGGAGCAAAGAGCCAACUUGCGUCCACUAAAAGCCGCCUUGACGAAGCAAUGGACGAGCUGCUGUUUGUGGCUGACAAAGGCAUAUCUGAGGAGGAGUACAACCAACUUGUCGACCUACUCGAAGGAGCUUCGCACGAUUUUUAUGAACUCGACGCAGAGACUGGCGGCUUUUGGGGUUCUCUGAUGAAUUAUAACAAGUCGAAGAGAGUCAAAGAACAGGCGAAGCAUGUCCAUCGUAGAGUGAUGCUCGUCUCCGACGCAACGAAACGAGGGAUAGGUAAACAGAGGAACAGCCAACACGCACAUCGUGCUUUUGAAGAAGUACAACCCGUUGUUGACCAAACGCAAUCUGCUCCUCCGCAACUGUCUCAUUGUCGGGCAGAGCAGUCGACGCCAAGCCCAGAGGCUUCUACCCCGCAGGUUGUAGUGAACGUCCAGGUGAACCUGGGCAUCCAUUUCAACGUUAUGCAUGUAGGCAGCUAG